UUUGAGGUGGGCAAUUUGUUGUCGCUUUUAUUUGCGCUCAUCAUGCACAUAGCACAGCGGGUCUUAGUCGCUCGCAGUGGUCGCGCGGCGCGGGUUGUCAACGCGUCGACGGCUGCCAUGGGAGUGGAGACAACAUCUAGAGAAUUCCACUCUGCAAUAGGCUGCAAUGUAUACAUCUCUGAAGGGCGUGACAAGGCACUUAUCGGGAAGCUCGAGGCUGCGGCCCAGGCGACGCCCGGAGUUGCGCUGGUGAACGUGUUCCAAGAUGAGCCGUACCACAGGACCGGGUUCACCCUCGUUAGUGGGCAACCAGACCGGCUGACGGAGGCGGUGGUGCGCCUCAGUCGCGCCGCGCUUCAGCUUCUGGACCUGCGCCGACACGACGCCAGCCAUCCCCGCUUGGGGGUCGUGGACCACAUCGCCCUCCACCCCCUCGGCGGCCUGGCGCCGGCCGCAGCCACGCAGUACGGCGGGUCACCCGCCGCCGCCGGCCUCAUCCCCAACACGGUGUGGGUGCCGCCGCCGCCAGGCUCCACUCCACUGGCGGUGGCGGCUACCUGCGCGAACCUCAUCGCGCGACAGCUGUCGCCGCCGCAGGCAGAGGAGGAAGAGGAGGAGGCGGUGGCGGUGGCGGAGGCGGGGACUGAGCGCGGCGGAGCGCGAGGCGUGGGGAGCAGCAGUAGCACCACCACCAGCAGCAGCGGCAGCAGCAGCAGUAGCAGCGGUAGUAGUAGCAGCCGGGGCGUGGCGACAACUGUGGCGGGUGGCCAGGAGGAGGAGGUGCCGGCGCUGCCUGUGUACUUCUACGGCCAUGCGCACCCGAGCCGGAGAGGCCUGGCGGACAUACGGCGGAAACUGGGUUACUUCCGGCGCUCUCCCGAGGGCGGCUGGCGCGGCGGCUUGGAGCAGCAGCAGCUGCCCGCCGGCAACGACCUCUCGGCCUUCCCGCCCGACCUGGGUCCAGCCACGGCGUCGGCGCGGUGGGGCGUGGUGACCAUCGGGGCCACUCCCUGGGUGGGCAACUACAACGUGCCUUUGUCGGGCGUGGACAUGGCAACGGCGCGCAAGCUCGCCAAGGCCAUAUCGGAACGCGGCGGCGGCCUGCCUGGCGUGCAGGCCAUGGCCCUGCAGCACGCGGACGGGCUGGUGGAGGUGGCCUGCAACCUGCUGGACGCCGCCGCCGCGCCGCCCGGCACACUGCAGGCGCGGCUGGAGGGCAUCGCUGGGGCCUGGGGGCUGGAUGCGUCGCAGGUGCGGCCCGGUUACCAGACCAACCGCAGUCCCGAGGAGCUGGUGCGGGCGGCGGUGGCGGCGCUACGGGAGUAGCACGUGCCGCACCCGUGCCGGCGUCGCGCUGCCGCCGUAGGGCGGGCAAAACACACUGCCACGGCGGGUCGCGCCGCGGCUUUGCACUUGUGAGGACUGAUAAGGGGUGUUGCAGAGGUGAUGCAGAGAGGCAGGCAAUAGGGCGGUUGUAGCUCAGGAAGCGGCCAGAUUAGGUGCUGUGCAGGAUGGAUUGGUUUGUGUCUGAUGGCUAAUAAGGACGACGGAGCCACCAGGUGGCUUAGGCGUAGGUGUAGGCUGGGCGCAUAAGGAGGCGGUUGCCGGUUGGGCUUGAUUGUGGGAUCAAGUUGACAGUAUACGAGGUUUGGGGACAUGGGUUCAAGACACUAUGCUUUGCGUGUUGAGUUUCGCACACUUCAUCUAGUGGACGGUGCAGUCAGGUGCAGUCCUUCGUCCAAGCCACAAGGUGAAGUGUGUGGGGGUGGCCUGCCAGGGCACGCGAGCGGCUGGGUAGCGCCGAGAGCCGAGGACCAGCCGAAGCGGCUUGCAGUGAAAGCAUUGCAUGUAAUCCCGAAGGGGACGUCAUCUCAAUGCCUCCGGCGACCAAAAUGUUGUAAAGAGGGUGUUGUAAAGUGGGUGUAAUUGAGCUGUGGA
Chlamydomonas reinhardtii is the source of this 1938-nucleotide messenger RNA. RefSeq lists its product as uncharacterized. The transcript is spliced from 8 exons. Gene Ontology annotation, molecular function: transferase activity; folic acid binding. The record is from RefSeq and is a predicted model, not a curated record. The coding region runs from base 118 to 1326 and encodes 402 amino acids. Lineage: Eukaryota; Viridiplantae; Chlorophyta; Chlorophyceae; Chlamydomonadales; Chlamydomonadaceae.